Arvicanthis niloticus (Nile rat) is the source of this 2994-nucleotide messenger RNA. It is a transcript of the gene Ube2h, whose product is annotated as ubiquitin conjugating enzyme E2 H. The record is from RefSeq and is a predicted model, not a curated record. Lineage: Eukaryota; Metazoa; Chordata; Mammalia; Rodentia; Muridae.
GCGCCUAGAGAGAGGCUAGGGUAGAGAGGCCGACCGAGCUGGAGUCGUCGGCUUGUAGAGGAAGCAGCUGGGAGCUGGCGUGAGCGUGAGCGGGCGGGCAGGCGAACGAGCAAGCGCAGGCGGGAGGGAGCGGCGCACGGCGCAGAGCAGCGGCAGCCCGGGCCGCGGCGGAGCCUCAGCCGGAGGGCAGCCCGAGCGGGCUCCUCGGUCCCCGCCCCCACUCGGCGGGGCAGUGCCCGGUGUUCCCCCGUGCGGGGGUCGGCGGCGGCGGCUGAGCGGACCCCACGGGACCGCGCGGGUGUUGCCACCUCGGCCGAGGAGCCGGCGAGGCCGCGGGGCCCUGCGAGCUGGGCCCGGGGCCCGUGACAGACGGGCCAAGGAGGGGAGAGAGGCGGCGGCGGCGCAGGCGACGGGGAGGCAGCGGCAGCGGCGACACCAUGUCAUCCCCCAGUCCCGGCAAGAGGCGGAUGGACACGGACGUAGUCAAGCUCAUCGAAAGCAAACAUGAGGUUACAAUUCUAGGAGGACUCAAUGAAUUUGUUGUCAAGUUUUAUGGACCGCAAGGAACACCAUAUGAAGGCGGGGUAUGGAAAGUUAGAGUGGACCUUCCUGAUAAAUACCCUUUCAAGUCUCCGUCUAUAGGAUUCAUGAAUAAAAUUUUCCAUCCCAACAUUGAUGAAGCGUCAGGAACUGUGUGUCUAGAUGUAAUUAAUCAAACUUGGACAGCUCUCUAUGAUCUUACCAAUAUAUUUGAGUCCUUUCUGCCCCAGUUGCUGGCCUAUCCUAACCCCAUAGAUCCUCUCAAUGGUGACGCUGCAGCCAUGUACCUCCAUCGACCAGAAGAAUACAAGCAGAAAAUUAAAGAGUACAUCCAGAAGUAUGCAACAGAGGAGGCCCUGAAGGAACAGGAGGAGGGCACUGGCGACAGCUCGUCGGAGAGUUCUAUGUCUGACUUCUCAGAAGAUGAGGCCCAGGACAUGGAGUUGUAGUAGAAGAGACAUCUGCUUUUCAGAAAGACUAUUAUUUCCUAACCAUGAGAAGCAGACUCUAAUAUUCAUAUUUAAACAAAGCAAUUUUUUUUAUUACUAAACAAGGUUUUUAUGAAUAAUAGCAUUGAUAUAUAUAUAUUAUAUAUCACCCUUUAGAUCUUGAUUUCUUGGUCAUUUCUCAACCUGAGGUGCAUAGCAUAUUCCCACAUUCCAUUUUGGUAGCAAUAUGCAGUCCGAAUGCAUGCAUUCAUAAGUCCACUUGGCCAAGUCAGCCUGUGUGCUACUGAACUGUCAAGAGAUUGCCGGUCUGAUAGGUAAACAUGAGAAAAACAGGAAAAGUUUGCUUCUUUUUAUUGAUGGUUCCAAAGAAACAAACCAAAUCUGCCAGCUCUUGGAUGAAGAUAGAACAGUGCUUUUCCAGAGUGGGAAGGAAAGGGUUGAGAUGCGUGCUUUGACAGCCUGUGAAGCGACUCUGUCCUUGUCAGCUGCUCCCUAGUUCUCAGUGGCUGUUGGCAAGGAGCAGCGUGAGACAGAGUUGAGUGAGAAGUGAGACUUAGGGCUUUUGGUUUUUUUUGACUCAGAUUUAAGUGCAUUUUUCUAGGUAGAUUCCUGCCCUCCGUGCUACCAGACCUGCAGCCACAUUGGUUUUUCCUUGGAGAACAUUUGGGAAGCAUUUUCUGAACCCAUUUCCUUUUGGGGGUGCACAGCUUGUCAUCCAGCAGCGUUUUUUGAGAGGACAGGACUGGAGGAGAAAAGUGACUGGAAGAUGCAGAGUGACAUCUGACCCUGGCCUGGGCCUGUUGGAGACCAUUGCCCUGGGCUAAGCUGUGAAACUGGAAGCAGUUUGGUUUGGUUUGGUUUUUUGGUUUUCUUCUUCUUUUUUUUUUUUUUUUUUUUUAAUUUUAUUUUUUUUUUUAUUUGUGUGAAUUGUACUUAGACAGGUUACAGAUUUAAUUUUCACCUACCAAGAGACAGUUUCCUCCCUGGACAAGGCACUCAGUGGACCAUCAGAUGGAGGAAGACUGGCCUCAUCGCUUGAGCUCCUGCGUGACCCUUGUAUUCCAGCCUUAGAUCUCCUCCUGGAAGCUGCCAGCUGCUUGUGGGAGUGGGUAGUGUGGGUAUUUGAGACUCAAAACAUCCUAAAUUUGGAAUGGGUAACAGUUGAAACAAACGGAAGUUUUUGUCCCAAAGUAGCUCAAGGUGGUGAAGAACCACUUUCGUGAAUUGUUACGGAGGCAGAUUGAGGGGACAACACUUUCUCCCUCUGUGGUAACCAGUCAGACAGCUGGAAGUGCCUGGCCUGCUGCCACCAGCUGACUGCCAUCAGAGUGCACAGCAGUUUCAGACCUGACUCUGGAGGAAAUUUGGAGACAGUUUAGGUAGCAGCUCUGCUCUGUAUUCUUUUUGCUGAAACCAGAACAGUAGAAGUAGCCAAUCGUAAGACCCUCUGAAGACAUGUUGAAUGUCCCACUGGACUAACCUUUCUUUUGAUGUGUGUUUUUAGUUUAGAAGUGCUAUAUUCCACAAGGGUUAAGUCAAUGAGGUUGGAAGACACCUAUCUUUUUUUUUUUUUUUAAAUUCAAAAAGCACAAUCAGUCUUUCCUUUGAAAAUCUAUAUAAAGUACAACUUUUAGCAUGAUUAUUUUCCUAAAUAAAAAGACAAAUAAUUUACUUACUUUAUGUUAAUUACGGGCAUGAAGCAAAAGGUUUCUUUGGGGAAGAAGAUGCAGUUCUGUGGUGCUGGGGUUGGCUCACUGUAUGUCCUGGCACCCUGGCGUGUUAAGGUGGCUUUACCCGUGUGCCGUCUCCACUGUUGUGGUUAGGAGGGUUUCUGCUGGCACCUGCAGCUCGCUUCCCUGCAGAUUAACCCUUUGCUCAUGCUGUAACCUACAUGUGGAUGCUGCCUAGGGCAGGCUUGGACUGCUGGGUGGUGAUUGUGAGUUCAGACAAAAUGUAUUUUUUUCAAUACUGUAUAAAAAUAGUAUUCUGAUUACCUCCCCCUCAA